Linnemannia hyalina is the source of this 927-nucleotide messenger RNA. The record is from the annotation of a GenBank genome assembly. NCBI's taxonomy places the organism in Eukaryota, Fungi, Mortierellomycota, Mortierellomycetes, Mortierellales, Mortierellaceae.
AUGACUGUUGCUGUUGCUUCCACAACUAUCCCUGGCCCUGCCACCACCAAGAAAAAGGUCAACUUUGCCAACCUCGGCGUCGGUGCUGCCAUGAACAUGUUCGAGGUCACUACCCUUGGCCAGCCCUUCGAGGUCAUCAAGACCCAACUCGCCGCCAACCGUCAGGACAACAUGGCCACCGCCUUCAAGAGAAUCUACCAGCGUGGUGGAAUCGCCGGCUUCUAUCAAGGAAUGAUCCCUUGGGCGUGGAUUGAGGCUAGCACAAAGGGCGCCGUGUUGAUCUUUGCCGCCGGAGAGAUCGAGUACGUCGCUUUGGGCUCUGGCAUCUCGCCCUUUGCCGCCGGUCUCGUCGGAGGCAUGGGAGGCGGUCUCGCCCAGGCAUACACCACCAUGGGAUUCUGCACAUUCAUGAAGACCGUCGAGAUCACCCGUCACAAGGCCACCGGCCCCAGCGUCUCGACCUUUGCCGUCGCCUCAGAGAUCUUCAAGCGCGAGGGUAUCCGUGGUAUCAACAAGGGUGUCAACGCCGUUGCCGUCCGUCAGUGCACCAACUGGGGAUCCCGUCUCGGUCUCUCCCGUCUCGCCGAAGAGACCAUCCGCAAGCUCCGUGGCCCAGAGACCUCACACUUGCCCCUCACCGGCUGGGAAAAGAUUGCCGCCUCGGCCAUCGGUGGAGGUCUCUCGAUCUGGAAUCAGCCCAUCGAGGUUAUCCGCGUCGAGAUGCAGUCCCAGCUCAAGACCACAGGACGCCCAGAAAAGAUGACCAUCGCUAACUGUGCUCGCUGGAUCUGGCAGACCAACGGCUUGAAGGGCUUCUACCGUGGCUCCGUCCCCCGUUUCGGACUCGGCAUGUGGCAGACAAUCUGCAUGGUCGCUGGAGGAGAUGCCCUCAAAAAGUUUGUCAACGAAAAGUACGCCAAGCACUAA